Molecule: messenger RNA, 3544 nt
Organism: Arabidopsis arenosa
Lineage: Eukaryota; Viridiplantae; Streptophyta; Magnoliopsida; Brassicales; Brassicaceae
Source: the annotation of a GenBank genome assembly
CGUGAUUUAUUUUUUGAUGGUUAUGGUGAUGAUAACGACGACGAUGGAGAGUGAUUGGGGAACAUGGGAGGAGCUUCUUCUCGGCGGCGCUGUUCUCCGUCAUGGAACCGGUGACUGGACCGUCGUCGCUGAGGAACUCCGUUCUCAUUCUCUACCUGAGAUUUUCACACCUGAGAUAUGCAAGGCCAAGUACAAGGACUUGCGAAAACGUUAUUUGGGAUGCAAAGCUUGGUUUGAAGAGCUUAAGAAGAAACGAGUAGCUGAGCUUAAGGCAGCUUUACUUAAAUCCGAAGACUCUAUUGGGUCUUUGGAAUCAAAGCUUCAGAGUCUGAAGUCAGAAAGUAACGAUGAAUGUCAUCAAAACAAUUAUGAUUCUAGCCGAACGUUAUCACUUGAACCCUCCCCGAAAUCCGAGGGCGGAGGAGAAUGCACGAGCAAAGAUACAUCCAAAGACUUGUCAUCAGUUGGUAGUUUCACACAGCAAGAGCUGACCAUAACAAACUGGUCACCGGAAGCUAAGUCAGAAGCUCCAGUACUAGUAAUAGAGCAAGAGAAGACGAAAAACCUAUUACACAGCGACAUUUUUGAGUCAGUGUAUGGGGGUGGAGGACAAGUGCUUCUGAGUAUGAGGAAGAAACGAGGCAAGAGAAAACGAAAAGAUUGCAGUGUCAGUGUUGGUAAAGAAGUGACGGAAGUUAGCGCUGUGGAAGAAAGCGAUUUGUUGGAUACUUCUGCGGAUAUUGCUAGCAUUUCUAGGAGUAAAGAAGCUGCUUCUACUAGCAGCAGUCAAAGCCGAGGUCAUGGUUUGGCUAUACCAAAGGAGCUUAUGAAGAUAUACAACACUAUCGUACAGAACGAAUGUGCACUCGUCUUCCGUAGACGGCUUGAUAGCCAGAAAAGGGGGAGAUACAAGAAAUUGGUACAGAGGCAUAUGGAUUUAGACACUAUACAAUCAAGAAUCAACGGUUGUUCGAUAUCUUCAGCGAAAGAGCUUUUUAGGGACUUUCUUUUGGUGGCGAACAAUGCAGCUAUUUUUUACUCUAAGAACACUCGUGAAUACAAAUCCGCGGUGAGCCUUAGAGACAUUGUUACAAAGUCUCUAAGACACUAUUUGACAGAAGAUCAUCAUCCUCAUCGCAGCAGCAUUACUGCAAGCACGAAGGUUGUGGUUCUUCCUCAGAAAUCUACAUCUCCUGCUGUCCGAACGAGCAUGGCAGCUAAAAAACCAAGAACCGGGGCGCACCCUCUUAAAACGGUUGUGCAUGAUAUGGCAAAGACUUCAAGCAGAGGUAACAAAAGGUCUGUUACGGAUUUACCAGUUUCUGUUGUGAAAUCCUCAGCAGCGGGUAAGAAGGGAACAGUGGUAGAGAGAAGAAAGGACGGUAGACAAGCAAAUCGUGGACUCGAAUCUCCUGCAUCGAUGGGGAGAAAGCGGAACCGGAUCUCCAUCUUUGGAUUGAAAUCAGUAAUUUUAUUCUCUAAAGGUUCCAAGAGAAAUCAAGGUAGCACAAAAGGCUUCACAUUCGAUGAUGGUUGUGACCAUGACGGUGUUUCCAAGAUUUUUGUUGGAGGUGGUCUUCAAGGAAUUCUGUACAUGGAGUUUGAAUAUGUAAACAGUGGACUGCUGAAAUUUGGAACACUUGUUGGUCGUCGACAUAGAGGUUUCAUAGAGACGUUUGAGAUUAACCAUCUCAACAAUGAAUAUCUCGAAUCUAUAGAGGGCUUCUACGACCAUGAAUCUGGUUACAUUCAAGGACUUCAAUUUAAAACCAAUUUUAGGAUUUCAGAACUAAUUGGAUAUGAUAAGGGUAACAAGUUUACACUUGGAGUCGAGGGAAAGAAUAUCAUUGGGUUCCAUGGCCAUAUGAGGAACAGAAAUAUUAUCUCCCUUGGAGCAUAUUUCACUUGGAAUCAUCCUACAAGAUUCAAAGCAAAAGGUAGCAAGGGAGGGCAUAAGUGGGAUGAUGGAGCUGACCAUGAUGGUAUAGCAAAGAUUCAUGUACGAGGUGGUUUUGAAGGCGUUCAAUAUAUCAAAUUUGAUUAUGUCAAUAGUGGAAAAGCCCAAGAAGGAUCAAUCCAUGGUUUCUCGGGUAGCGGUUUCACGCAAACGUUUGAGAUCAACUAUCUUUACAAUGAACAUCUAGUAUAUGUUGAGGGUUACUACGACGUUGCAUCUGGUGUUAUCCAAUCACUUCAAUUUAAAACUAACUUCAGGACUUCGGAGAUGCUAGGAUAUGAAAAGGCAUAUUUCACAACGGUUCCCAUUACCAAAUCAGAAUGUCGCGGUGGUACUGGAGGCAUAUCUUGGGAUGAUGGUGUUUUCGAGAGCAUAAGAACGGUGUAUGUUAGUUAUAAUACCACUAACAUAAAGAGUAUUACAUUUCACUACCACAACCGCACAGUUGUAGAGCGACAACACGGGUGGCAAAGUGUUCAAGACGAAGGAGAAGAAGAAGAGUUUGAGCUCGACUAUCCAAAUGAACUGAUCACUUAUGUGGAGGGGACAUUUAAAUCCUUUGGGCCUAGCGAUAUGAGAGUUACGUCAUUGAUUUUGAAAUCAUCCGAAGGGAGAACCUCUCCAACAUUUGGAAAUGUGUCUGGUACCAAAUUUGUGUUAGAGAACAAAGGAUGUGCUGUCGUUGGGUUCCAUGGACGACACAAUGAUCGUGAUCUCGUUGCUAUUGGAGCAUAUUUUAGUCAGAUACCUCCUCCCACUGCAGAGAAACUACGACCGCAAGGUGGUUAUCGAGGAGGUUCAUGGGACGAUGGUGUUUACGAUAAUGUUAGAAAGAUAUAUGUAGGAAAAUGCGAAAAUGGCAUCGCAUUCCUCAAGUUUGUGUACGAUAAGGAUACUCGAAUGGUUAUUGGAGAUGAUCAUGGAAACAAAACACCACUAGAUAUCAAAGAGUUUGAGGUCGAAUAUCCAAGUGAAUACAUUACGGCCGUGGAUGGUUGUUACGACAGAGUAAUUGGAAGUGAAGUCGAGGUUAUAACUAUGCUUAGGUUUAAGACGAACAAACGAACAUCCAUACCCGUUGGAUUUGAAUCUACCUCAAGCUUUCUACUCUACAAAGCAGGCUGCAAAAUUGUUGGAUUUCAUGGAAAAGCAAAGCAGUCAGAGCCUCAAGCGUAUCCUCCUGGAGAUCCGGCAAUUCGUUUUGGAAGUUGUUACCUUGAGAGGAACAGCCAAACGCGUGACUCUGAGCCUCAGAGUUCUGAUGUGGAGACGGAGGAGGAUCCUGCUGUGGAAACAGAGGAGGAUCCUGCUGCGGAGAAAGAGGCUGUCGGUGUUGAGGUGUUUGCUGUGGACGCCAUCGCUGACGAGGCGCAGAUUUUUAGGUCUACGGUUUGCAGCGGUGGAACCAACGGCUCUCUAAGACGCGUUGGGAGCAUUUCUUCUCUUCCGGCCUCGCUUACCAGUCAUCUUGUUCCGGAUUCGCAGGAAACAGAGUGAAGAGACGAAGGGUCAGACGAAUUGCUACGCGAAUCGAGGAAUUAGGGUUUGAUUUGAGGAAGUUUUGGGGAAGAAAUGGAGAUUAGGGUU